AUGCGCCUUCUCAUCAUCUUAUGCGCCGUGUUACAGGCAGCAUUCGUCGUUGCGGAUAAACCGUACGCGCUAAAGCUCCUGAAUGCGACUCCCAGUAUGGCAAUUGACGACUCUGUACCGCGAUUCGCAUGGGCAUCAUCCUUUGAACAGAGGGGAUCGAAUCAGUCGGCAUACCAGAUCCAAGUUCAUGACGCGAAAAGCCACCCGAUAUGGGACUCGGGUCGAGUCCGCUCUUCAGUACAGCAAGGCAUCAAUUAUGGAGGGCCACAACUCGAGACGUGUAGUGCCUACACGUGGAGGGUGCGUUUGUGGAAUCAGAAUGGCAAACCCUCAGACUGGAGUACCGCCUCCAAUUUUUCCACGGCUUUCUUCGAUGCCUCGGAUUGGAGCGAUGAAGCGAUCUGGAUCAGCGCGCCGCAAAGCCGGGCUGGUCUCGCCGGAAGCAAUUGGAUCACCCCACCAACAGGUUCCAGUAGCACAACGGUUUCCAAAAAUAUAUCUCUUACUGAUGGUACCAUUGUAAGCGCACUGACAACUGUGAGUGGUGAAGGUAACUUCAAUCUCACAGUCAACGAACGAGUAUCCAAACAAUUCAAUGGUACCUGGAAAGACGGUGUUGUGGACCUGGAUCUGAAGAAUUUCCUUCAGAAUGGAUCUAAUAUAAUCUCUAUCUCGGCUCCGGCAUCCGCCCCAGGCGUGACUAUGCGAAUGGAAAUCCGAAUGUCAGACGGGUCGUGGCUCCUCGUGGUGACAGACAGCACUUGGCAUGAUAGUGAAGGUGAAAGCGUCACCAAUCUAGGAGACUACACCCAAUCGUCGUUUGCGGGGAUCGGGAUCCUUGAGAAGAACGGCGCUGUCAAUGACGAGCCUUCAUCGUUCCGUCGAUCGUUCACUGUCAAGGGAGACGCACGCGUUAGCCGUGCGACGUUAUACAUAACCGGCCUUGGCCAUUUCAUGGCUUACCUUAACGGCCAGAGGGUCGGAGACAACGUCAUCGACCCGGGAUGGAGCGACUAUGAUGACAGAGUAUAUUAUGUGGCGCUAGACGCUACGGAACUCAUCCGCAUAGGGACAGAGAACGUGCUAGGUGUCCAGCUUGGAAAUGGCUGGUUCGAUUACCAAACUAUGCACAUGUCAGAGCGCUGGGGUUGGGGAGAGUCGGCAGUAUACAUUCGGAAUUGGGGCAUCAUGCGCAUCUUUGCGCAGCUAAUCAUCGAGUACGACGAUGGUACGGUUCAGGAAGUCGUCAGUGAUCGGUCUUGGACAUCAGAUAUAGGACCCUGGAUACUGACAACGGGCCACGGGUCUGAAUCUUACGAUGCCAGGCUGGAGCAGGCUGGGUGGAACACGGCCGCGUUCGAUGACUCGGCUUGGAGCCCCGUUAAUAUCAUCGAUGCGCCUCCUGGGCAAUUACAGGCUCAGCGAACGGCCCCGCUUCGAGUCCAGGACACUCUCCAGGGCACAAUGAUAGCGGACAGCUCCGACUAUAUCAUCUUUGAUCUCGGUAUUAAUAUCAAUGGGCAACAAGAGAUCACUGUGUCCGGGCCACGUAAUACUACUGUUACUAUCAUUGGAGGGGAACGGAUCGGUAGUAACGGCCACGUCCAGGCAAUUGGGGACUCGAAGCAAAAUCCUGCCUCUGCGGAUUACCAGACUCUCUCUACAUACACCCUAAAAGGAAGUGGGAAUGAGACCUGGCGACAGAGCUUUUCGACCGUGGGAUUUCGAUAUAUUGAAGUGCAGGGAGCGACGGCGCCGGCGGACACCGCAUCAAAUCUACCUACUGUACAAGGCGUCAGGGGAUAUUUUGUCCACAGCAAUGUGCCCGUCGCAGGGUCUUUUAACUCUUCUAGCGAUGAGUACAACGCGGUCUACGAUAUAGUUCAGCGAACGAUGCUGAGCAAUCUCGUGUCCAUCCAUACGGACUGUCCAACAUACGAGAAACUAGGGUGGCAGGAGGUGGUAUCUGACCUCACCUCAUCGUACGCCUAUAUCCUUGAUAUCCAGAGUUACUAUUCUGUUCUGAUGGGCCAUGCUCGUGACGGUCAACUCGACAAUGGCCUUGUCCCGGACAUUGUACCUGCCUACACUGCUGGAACUGGUGCGUAUAAUGAUGCCCCAUCCUGGGGUGCGGUGGUCAUUAAUGCACCGUGGGGAAUAUACCAAAUGUACGGGGACAAAACAGUCCUAAACGAGAAUUAUGACGCUAUGAAGAAAUACUACGCCUAUCUCCAGAGCAAGGCAGUAGACAACCUAAUCACGUACGGCUUGGGUGAUUGGGUCGCCCCAGCGAGAGUACAGGUCCCUAAUGUGGCGGGUGCUAUUUAUGUGAGAAGCGCUGAACAAAUGGCCAGAAUUGCUCAAAUCUUGGAAGAGAGUGCCGAUGCCAAUAACUUCAACUCCGCCUUCAACGUGAACAGGCAGGCAUACAACGACGCCUACUUCAGCACAGGCAAUUGCAGCUACGCUCCCAAUACGCAGGCUGUUCAAGGAAUGCCAAUAGCAUUCGGAAUCAUCCCGGACAUCCAGCUUCACUGCGGCUUGUCGGCACUUAUACAAACUAUCGCCGACGGUGGGUACCUGGCGGGCCAGGAUAUUGGGUUUGGCCCGAACCUUGCUAACCAUACCACCAUGGGCGAUAUCUCUAUCGCUUCCGUACUACGCGCUCUCAGUGAUCUCGGCCGUCCUGAUCUCGUCGAGACAAUGAUGCUCCAGCCUACUCUACCAGCCUACUGGGCACUGGCGGCCGACGGCCAGACCUCCCUCCCAGAGAACUGGGACUAUACCAUCGCACGAUCCUUGAACCACGAUAUGUUUGCUGGCAUUAUGGAGUGGUUCUACAGGACGGUCGCGGGCAUCCAGCCACUGGAGCCGGGCUUCUCCAAAGUUGCAAUCAAGCCUGCAGUCCACCUACUCUCCCCCACCGAGGUGCAGGCCUCAUACCGGAGUAUCCGCGGUGACAUUACCGUCCAGUGGAAAAAGACUACUUCGAAAGAUGCAAGUAUAUCCGUGUCAAUUCCUGGCAAUACCAUAGGGUUGAUCUAUAUUCCAUCGGGCUAUGUCUCGUUGCGUGAUGCUGCUCGCCUUAGCAGUGCACAGGGAGUGAGGUCUGUUGAGUGUGAUGAUGGUUACACAGUGGUGGAAGUUGGAUGUGGUGAUUACGUUUUCGAUUUUACCCUUUAG
This is a messenger RNA of Penicillium longicatenatum, 3183 nucleotides long. Its product is annotated as Alpha-L-rhamnosidase. NCBI's taxonomy places the organism in Eukaryota, Fungi, Ascomycota, Eurotiomycetes, Eurotiales, Aspergillaceae. The transcript has a single exon. Bases 1 to 3183 code for a protein of 1060 amino acids. The record is from RefSeq and is a predicted model, not a curated record. Gene Ontology annotation, biological process: carbohydrate metabolic process.